Messenger RNA from Temnothorax curvispinosus, 876 nucleotides. RefSeq lists its product as uncharacterized. The record is from RefSeq and is a predicted model, not a curated record. Lineage: Eukaryota; Metazoa; Arthropoda; Insecta; Hymenoptera; Formicidae. The transcript has a single exon. The coding region runs from base 1 to 876 and encodes 291 amino acids.
AUGCCUUUAACACCAAGAGAUGGUCAGAGUUCACAGCUCUCUGAAUUUUUUAGUUCUACUUCGCCUAGAAUCAGUAAUGUCAGCGAUGUCUUGCUCUCUGGCACUCAGGAUCUAACUCAGUCUCAGUCUAAGACUAAUGAUCUUUUGUUGAGAUUGAUUGAACAACUAAAGGUAUCCGAUGCUAGAAUGUCUACGUUUAUUGAGAGUCAACAGCGUACUAAUGAUGAAAUUAACGAUAAGCUUAAUCAAUUAAACCGUAUUGCUGAUCAGGUCGAACGUAACUGUCAGCGUAUGACUGAAUUAGAGCGGGAGAGUGCGGCCCUUGCGCGCGAGGUUAGUGAGUUGAAGACAACUCUCUCUGCCCCCUUAGUUCGUGACGAGGAUAGUAAUAGUAACAAAUUAAUUAUUUCUGGUGUCCCAGCGGCAUUGUCGGUUUCGUCUGACGAAUUUGUUAAAAAUGUGUUUCGAGCUCUUGACAUUCCUAAUCUGUUAUGUCAUGUUCUUAAUGUCAGAGCUGUUGUUCGCGGGCCUCUCCUGGCGGUUGCGGGCAGCAAACCUUUGACCCCUUCAGACACAACUUCGCUUAUUGUCACAUUAGCCUCGGCGGCUGUUCGUGAUAUCGUCAUUGCAAAAAAGCGAUCCAAACGUACUCUUACACAGGAAGAGGUAUGCGGCGACAGUUCUGAACGUAAAAUAUACGUCAACGAGCUCUUAUCUAAAGUUGCUUAUGAUCUCUUGCAGCAGACUAAGCGAACUGCCAAGCAAAAAUCGUACAAGUAUGUCUGGGUGAGCAGUGGUCGCAUUUGUGUCAGGCGGGCUGAUGGCGACACAAUUGUUCACAUUGACAAUGCCGCUGAUCUUGCAAAGCUUAUUUGA